AAAAACAAAAAAAAGGAGUAAAGAUGAGAGGAUAGAUUGAGACACACGUGAACCUUUUCAGCUACACACCCUUCACAAUCGUCACAUGCACACAAAAAAACAAAACAUGAGUCCUUAUCUUUCUUUUUUCUCUACUUUUACCUAUUUACCAACAGCAAAGUCCAUUAAUAAAUAGAUGAGUACAAUUUCCUCCCUCCCUCCGUCCCUCCCUCCAUGGCUAUUCGUAGUCCCUGUGGAUAUAAGUUGAUAGGUGUAUCAUCCAUAACUAUAAUCAAUGUCCUUGUAUUGGCAAAUGUUAUUACAGUUUCAUCAGUGGUGUUGGUUAGUCUGAGGAAACAGCAACAGCAGAAGCACAACACUAACAAUGGGUACCACAGCAGACCAAUAGUGAGAGGCAAUGAGAGCUGUUUGUUCGUGGGGUCAUGGGUUCCCGACCAAAACACCACUCCUCUCUACGACUUCUCGUCUUGUCCCAUAAUCGACCCUCAAUUCAACUGCCAAAUGUACGGAAGACCCGACACCGACUACCUCAAGUACCGGUGGCAGCCCUCCAAUUGCCAAAUCCCUCGGUUCGAUGGGGCAGAGUUUGUGAAGAGGAUGAGAGGGAAGAGCAUAAUGUUUGUUGGGGACUCUAUUGGUAGGAACCAAUGGGAGUCUCUGAUUUGUAUGAUAUCAGCGGGUGUGGGCACACAGAUGAGCAUCAACAGGGGAGAAACCAUCUCCACCGUCAAAUUCCUGGAGUAUGGGUUAACGGUGUCGUUUUACAAAGCGCCAUACCUAGUUGAUAUCGACUUGAUGGAGGGUAAGAGAGUGCUGAGGUUGGGGGACAUAAGGGGGAAUUCCCAUGCCUGGACUGGAUUUGGAGUUGAUCUUCUUUACUUCAACACAGGCCAUUGGUGGACUCACAAAGGGUCUCUACAGGGCUGGGAUUAUGUGGAGUCCGAUGGAAGACUCUACCAAGAUAUGGACCCAUUGCUGGCUAUGGAAAAAGCCCUCACCACUUGGGCCAAAUGGGUCGACGCUAAUAUUGACGUUACUAAAACCACACUUUUCUUCCAAGCUAUUUCUCCAACACAUUCCAACCCAAGCGAGUGGAAUGGAGGAAUAGUGAGGACAUCGAAGAGCUGUUAUGGGGAGACUGCCCCCAUUUCCGGCUAUCCGGAGGCUACAUAUUGGGGCGAUCAAAUGAGGGUAUUGGAAAAGGUGAUAAGUUCAAUGAACAAGCCUCCUUUGUUGCUCGACAUAACCUUGCUAUCGGCCAUGAGGAAAGACGCCCACCCAUCCAUUUAUAGUGGAGACUUGACACCUGCCCAACGAGCUAACCCUGACCACUCUGCUGACUGUAGCCACUGGUGUCUGCCUGGAUUGCCCGAUACCUGGAACCAACUCUUCUAUACAUCUCUCUUUUUCUCAUACUAGCUAUUUCUUUUCUACUUUUAUUCCUCAACUCGCUAUUUACAUCAUAUCACCCUGUCACAUACUCUUACACCUCAAACUUCAAAUCAAAUCAAAUCAAAUCAAAUUAAAUGGUUUAUGAAAUCAGAUGAAACACGCUGAAUGCAACUUAGCGGACAAAAUUAUGGAACAAAAUAUCCAUUACAUCUAAUGUAUUUUUUCACCAUGCAUCACUUCAACCAAACAACUGCCAUUGUGCGGUGGACUACCAAUGGUUUCACUCGAAUAAUGGAGCAUUGUGUUUAUUGUCUUCUACAUCUAGUGCAUGUUUGCUUUUCUAGACAAGCUAAGAUUAUACUCUUAACCUAGCCUUAGUCUUGUGUUUAUUUCCUGUAACGUCUUGAUUUUCAAAAAAGAUAUAUAUGACAUUUUAAAGGGAUCACAAUA
This is a messenger RNA of Striga asiatica, 1842 nucleotides long. NCBI's taxonomy places the organism in Eukaryota, Viridiplantae, Streptophyta, Magnoliopsida, Lamiales, Orobanchaceae. The record is from the annotation of a GenBank genome assembly.